Molecule: messenger RNA, 6478 nt
Organism: Gilbertella persicaria
Lineage: Eukaryota; Fungi; Mucoromycota; Mucoromycetes; Mucorales; Choanephoraceae
Exons: 3
Coding region: 32-6160 (2042 amino acids)
Biological process (GO): protein ubiquitination; ubiquitin-dependent protein catabolic process via the N-end rule pathway
Cellular component (GO): ubiquitin ligase complex; cytoplasm
Molecular function (GO): ubiquitin protein ligase activity; zinc ion binding
Source: RefSeq, a predicted model, not a curated record
UUUUUUUAUUUUCUCUUUCGUUACCAACUUUAUGUCUCAACCAGAAGCGUCGAAACCAGAGUCGAGUAACGUGGGCACGGUGCCAAUAACGCCUGCCCAACUAAAGACGUUUCUUACAGAAGCACCUUUACUCUAUAAAAGCAAACUCCAUAAAGGCGCAGAAAAGCAUAUUCUGACCAACUGCUAUCGUUCACUAUGGAGCAACGACCUCCAAUUGAUGCAAAAGUAUUUCUUUCGAGAGAGUCUUUCAGACAGUGACAAUCUUUCUCAGUUGCUUGAGAAAUACAACUUGUUUGGCUCAGAAGAACACGACCAUGACGAACACGCUCAUAAUCAACCUAAUUUGAACAAGACAGAAGAAGAACCCGAGUAUUGGGAAAGCCAACGAGGUAAACAGUGUGGCCAUUUAUUCAAAAAAGGCGAAAGCGUGUAUCGUUGCCGAAACUGCGGUUUAGAUGAUACCUGUGUGAUGUGCUCAAAAUGUUUUCACGCUACAAACCAUGAUGGCCAUGAUGUCAAGAUUUGGAUCAGUCGAGGAGCAGGUGGUUGUUGUGAUUGUGGUGAUCCAGAAGCAUGGAAAAUACCUUUGGAUUGUGCUAUUCAUUCACCCAGUACAUCCAACACCACAGAUACAGCGAGUCAAUCCAACCAUCCACUUGAACCACUCUCUAGUGUACCACCCAGAAUUAUUCAGUCUGUUCGAGAGACCAUCACAGUCGUUGUUGAUUAUAUUUUAGAAACAUUUGCUACAUCGCCCGAAGAUGUCGUUUCAGUAGGCUCACCAGAAUCUAUUCGACAAGAUUGCCAUGACUCUCAUGAAGCGCUUGGGUUACCUACCAAUGCACCAAAUCAGACCUAUGCCUGUAUUUUAUGGAAUGAUGAAAAACAUUCGUUUGAUGCCGUCAUCAAUAUUGUAGUGGAUGCACUUGGCUGUACAAAAGAAGAAGCUGCUCAUGCUGCUGAAUGUGUGGAUGUCUAUGGUCGUCAUAUCAUCAAAGAGUCCUCGGAUGUGGAGAGCUUAGUGCGUAUUGCAAAUAUCAUUAGUUCCAUUAAUUUGGCUGUCACUGUCUGUUCUAUGCAAAAGACAGUACGAGAAGAUAUUUGUGGAUUGUUAUUAGACUGGCUUAAAGAACUGACAGGUGGUCGAUACAAAUUUUUUAAUAAUGUAGAUGGUGGUAAUUGUAUCAUUCGUGAUAUUGUCUGUCAAGUGCUUUCAGAAGACUGGGCUCUUCGUCCUGAACUUGCUUGGCUUUCUACGCGUUACAGAAGAGCAAGAAUGCCUGAGGAUGAAGAUGAUGAUUUCGAUAUUGAAGGUGGAGACACAGAUAUGGAUGAAGAUGAGGACAUGAUGUUUGCAGAAGAAGAAGAAGUGAUUGUCAAUGAUGGUGAUAUGCUAUUGGAUGAUCUCUUUCAACACCUUGCAGAACAAGGUGAUCUUACUGAAGAAGAAGAUAGUUCAGAAGAUGAACAGGAUGAAUUUAUUACACAUCAAGAACAAACAAGUGAUAUGGAUACAGAACAAACACAACACAUUCUUUCACCUACUUCAAAUGAAAGUCUCUCAAGAAGACGUCAAAGUGAUGGUCAAGUCAACGCAAAUACCAAUACGACUGAAGGUCGUGAAUCUGAAGCAUCUAAAAGACGACGUUUAUCUGCUUCUUCUCAUUCUAAGCCUCACAAAACACACAAGACAAGAGAUAUUCUAGACUUGGAUUGGAGUUUAGAUACAUGGCUUGAAUACAUUGAAAAGCUAGAAUCAGAAGAGCGAUUGAUCACACAAACAUUAGGCAUUCUCUCUGGCUCUGCUCACCAAGACCUUGCUCAAACGCGCCAGAUCAAUGUCAACCUCAAGAAAGAAUUCAGACGCAAACUUCGUCUCGACUAUCUUUUACAGUUUGAUUUACGUCUCUGGAAGACAUCUCGCGUCAGUAUCAAGGAUUUGUUGAUUGGCACCUUUAUUUCCAACUUUGAUUAUAGACCCAUUAUUGGUACACGAUUUGCACGCAACUAUCCAGAAUUAGUAGACGCCUUCUUCUUCAAAGAUAGAGAACCUGAAAACUCUGUAAGCACACUGUCAGUUCAACUCUUGACUGUUCCUACUGUAGCAUCGAUGCUUGUGAAACAAUAUAGGUUCUUUGGUAUUGUCUGCUCUAUUCUAGAAAACUUUUUCUUGACAGAUCAUAUUCAUAUGGUUUUGCCUGAAGGAUACACUCGCGCUCAAGUGGAUUGUUCUUCAAGAGCCAUUGGCCGUCAUCGAUAUGCUUACACCAUUUUUGAUUUACGUUAUGUAAUGAAUGCUGAACAAGUCAAGGUUGAAAUCUCAAAGAACCCCUUGUAUCUUCGCCAUUUUAUUGACAUGUUGUAUCAAUUUCAAGAGAUGGACGCCUUAAAACGUCAAGAAGAUGCCCAUGUUGAAUUCGAGUCUCAAUCAUGGGUUACAGCAUUUAAUAUGACAUUACAGACAUCUAAAUUAUGUCGUCUUUUUGCUGGUUGCUUUGAGUCUACUGGAUUAUCGCCUUCAGAUGCUUCUCGUAACUUGUGCAGAUCCAUUUACCGUGUCUUGAAGGCUAUCGGUGACUGGACACCUGUGCUUGCACCUCGUAAACCAGCAGACGAACAUUUACCAGACACACGCUUAACAAUUAAGGGCUUAAGUGAACAAACAUUCCAUCAGAUCAGUACACCUAAUGCUGGUACUUUUGAUAUUGUAGAUUAUGACGUGACAAAGAAUCCAGUCUCUUUCCAUCAUCCUUUCCACUGGUUAUUGUCUGAAUUAUUUGAAAAUGUCUCCCUUUUACAUGAAGGCGUCUUAAAUGAACUUGGUUGGCUUGGUGGAUUUACACAGAUGGUCAAUGAUGCUUUUGAGAAUAAGGAGCACGAUAUGUUCUUGAUGGUGCUUGAAUAUCCCAUAAGAACACUAGCUAUUCUAUCUCAAAUCAACUGCAAUGUUUGGGUCAGAAACGGCUACAACAUUCGCAACCAGGCUCAUUCUUAUAGAGAUGUCGAUGUCAGAGAAAACACACUUGAUUGCGACAUCUAUUUGCUUCAAGUGGGUCUUACGGUGUGUGAGAAUGACAAGAUCCUGUUGACAUUAAUGGACAGAUUCCAAUUGAUUGACUGGUUUAGAGGAAAGCCGCGUAAGCACACUACUUAUGAUGCAAGUCAGAUUGUGUACAUGGUAGAAGACUUUUUACAUUUGUUAAUCAUUUGUGCUUCUGAACACGGUUAUGCUUCUGGAAUCACUGUGGAACAGCGUAUUCGUCAAUCAAUCAUUCAAUUCCUUGGUAUCAAUAGCAUGGCCUAUUCUGAAUUGUUGAAGCUUGUGCCUGAAAGUUUAACAGAGCAUGAAUCAUUUGAAAAUCAACUUAACAUGAUCUCUAACUUUAAGGCACCCGAUGGUCUUAGCGAUAAGGGUCUCUAUGAGCUCAAACCUGAAUAUUUGGACGAGAUUGAACCUUACUACUGGCAUUAUACUCGUAACCAGCGUGAAGAAGCUCACCAUGUCUUGAAAAAGAGGUGGAAUCAAUUACAUCCUAAUCAUAUACUAAGUGAUAAAGAAGAAUUCUUGAUGAUUCCCAAGACAAAAUACAUUGAAGUGGGUCCCUUUAGACACUUGGGCAAGUUCCUACAUUCGCAUACUUUGUGUCAGAUUGUGGCCUAUGCUCUUUGGGAAGCUAAAUUCCACAAGGUAUCAAAGAGUGAUACGAUUCUAGACGAGGCACUUUAUCUGGCGAUGCUUGCCGUCACAGAUCCCAACAGUCCAGCUAGUGAAUUAGCUGCUAUGAAAGUCAAGGGCAAGCAUAGAGCAGAUAUGGUCAUUGAAGAAUCCAAGAGCUUUAUUGAUUUUGCUGAAACAGAUGAAUAUUCCAUUCAAAUCAACGAAGUCGAAAGAACGCACGCUUCGUUGAUCACUAUCUUGAUUCGAUGUUUGGACGAUGCAGAUCUAUCGCAUGCUCAUAAGCGCUUAGGUUUUAUUUUGGACAAAAUUGAAGCUCAAGGCUCAGACACAGCCAAACAAAUCAUUGGCGAUUACAAAGAUAGAAAAUCGAAGGAAGUCAAGGCUGAAUUGGAACGUAAUGGUGGCAACAGCAUGUCUGAAUUUGAGCGUAAGAAAGCAGCUGCUAAAGCUCGUCAAGCUGCUAUUAUGUCACAAUUUGCAAAUGCUCAGUCCAAGUUCAUGGAACAACACAGUGGGAUCUAUUCUUCUGAUGAAGAUGAGGAUGUUCAAGAAUCCUAUGAAGAAACAACCAUGGUUGAUAAUGACAUGUCUGAAGAUGAUUUCCAAAUCUUCCGUAAAUGUCACUUCCCUAAAGACAACUGUAUUGUAUGCCAAGAAGAACUGGAUGAUAGCAAGUUAUAUGGUAUGCUAGGAUUGGUUCAGCAAUCCAAUAUCCAUAGACUUGCACCUAUGAACAACAAAGAAGUUUUGGCAGAUAUUCUGGAGAGCAGUAAUAGUCCUCAUGCUUGGGCAGCAAAAGAAGCCAUGGAUGAUAAAUCGCCACCCUUCAUCAGCUUCCCUACAGACGCACAUACUUCUGGCUUGGACAUUUCUUCUUGUGGCCAUUUAAUGCACUCUGAAUGUUUUGAAACAUAUCAGAAAUCAGUGGAAAACCAGUUAUUGAGAGAGUUGGGUCGCAUGUUCCCAUUGCCAAUCUCGCCUAAAACUCGCUUCCUUUGUCCUUUAUGUAAGGCGUUAGGUAAUGUCUUGGUACCUAUUGUCUGGAAAGGCAAAAAGGAAUCUUAUCCUGGUGUUAUGGCUCCUACCACGGCCUAUGCUGAUCUGACAAAGACAGUACAAGAUGUUGCUGCCGAACUCAAGAAGAGCUUUGAGCUGCUUCCGGGGUCAUUUGAUGAAGAACCUCCUUUUGUGAAUAACGACCCGGACUUAGUCAUCAGUGAUAAGGAAAAACUAAAGUAUCUUUAUAACCAAUUGAUGAAAGUGAUGCAUGUCACACUUCAUCGCAAGCCUUUGGAUCGCCCUCUCAAUUUGCCAAACUCAAUUCGUAGCUUGCAUGAUAUGUAUGCCUAUACAAUUGCCGAUUUCGAAAUCGCUCAAAGAGGAACAGAAGGCACAAGAGCGCGUGAUCUUACCGUAGAGCAUACCGGAACAUUCAUUGAUGAUAUCUCUAGCACGUCUCAGACACUAAUGAAGAUUCUUGGUAUGUCCAACACACUGAUUCAAAACUUGAUGAACACACCUUGGCAAGCUGAAGAUCGCUUUACAAAAGAAAGACUGAGCUUACAAGCUAUCAAUCAGUUUAUGCCCAAUACAACGCGUUACUUGAUUGAUGAUAUGGUUGAAACAGACACAUUGCAGCCUCUAUUAGUUGAUGAUCCAUUCAAGGCAUUGGUGCGUCUUUGCUUUUCUGUAGCUGAACAGCCUUCGAUUGAAGCACACCAUUUAUUGCGUUCUAUGUAUAUUGCUGAUUUGACCAAGACCAUUAUUGUGAUUGUUCAAAGCAUUUUAGGAGGUGAAAAGAUCUUAAAAGAUCAAAAGAUCAGUCAACUUGUAGAUACUUUAAACACCAGCCAGCAGCAAGCCGUGGGUGUGGAAGGACUACAACAAUUUACCCACUAUGUGCUUAGCCUCUUAAAGGUACAUCAAACAUUGAUUGAUCAGUUCUUCCAACAAAUCAGUCCUGGAGCAUUCUUGGCUCUUAUUCGUACUUUUACACUGCCCUUCUUGCGUAAAUCCUUGCUGUUUAUGGUAGUUUACCAUGGCUUCAUUCCACAAAAUCCAUCAGAAGAGACCGUGGAAGAAAAGAACGAAUACGACCAUAUUAUUGAUGUAUUGCGUUUACCUUCUCUAGAGACUAUGUUUGAUAUGCAAGCAUUCGAACAAGAUCUAGUCAAUAGCUGGUGUCAAGAUUAUAUGGAGUAUUCUGUUCCUCGCGUUCAACUUUUGGCUAGCUCAGCCAACAGCCUAGAGUCUUCCUUGGCUCCUAUUUCACUCAAUUUACCAACACAAUAUAGAAUGACCACACUUCCUUAUCGCCUAGAUCAAUUAUUGGAUGAAAGUUCUAAACGUAUGUGUAGAAAAUGUAAGACGGUGCCUGAACAUUCAGCUAUUUGUUUGAUUUGUGGUACUUUUGUCUGUGCUCGUCGAUUCUGUUGUACUGAAGAUGGUAAAGGUGAAUGUAAUGUCCACAUGAAGCAGUAAGUGAUUCUCAAACAAAGCUAGACAUACUAAUUCUUUGUAGCUGUGGUGGAGAGAUUGGUAUCUAUUUAAUGAUUAAGGAUUGUUUCCUUCUUUUGUUGCACGAUAAUGGAGGCAGUAUCAUGAAUGCUCCUUAUCUCGAUAUUCAUGGUGAAGCAGAUAUCUUUUUCAAACGUGGAGCACCACAGUAUCUCAAUGCCAAGCGAUACGAACAAAUCAGACAGAUGUGGUUAACUCAAACUAUACCAGCUUUUGUAAGAAGACGAAUGGAAAGUGCUUACAGUGCAACAAUCUGGGAAGCAUUUUAAUGUAUCUAAAAAC